Amphibalanus amphitrite is the source of this 4011-nucleotide messenger RNA. Its product is annotated as transient receptor potential channel pyrexia-like. Bases 383 to 2998 code for a protein of 871 amino acids. Lineage: Eukaryota; Metazoa; Arthropoda; Thecostraca; Balanomorpha; Balanidae. Gene Ontology annotation, biological process: monoatomic ion transport; transmembrane transport. Gene Ontology annotation, molecular function: monoatomic ion channel activity; protein binding. Gene Ontology annotation, cellular component: membrane. The transcript is spliced from 2 exons. The record is from RefSeq and is a predicted model, not a curated record.
GCAGGUGAGAGCAGUGUGAUCUGUGGGUAGGAGUAGGACAGUCAGUGUUGUUCUGGUCUGACGUGUCGUGGUGAGGGAGCGUACUGUGCUAUCAGCGGAGACCAGGCGCUCUCGCCGCAGAGGUCAGGCGCCGGACGCGUCGCGCCGCGCUUGCCAAGGCCGGCCGGACCCGGGCACCAGCGCGGCGCCAGUACGGCCGCACCGCACAGUACGGCGGCGACCGGCGGCGCCAACACAGCCGGCCGACAGCCGGCAAUGUGCGCAGUGUUGGCCGGGGCGGGGUGUGGCCCGAGUGAAUCUGUUUGCGUGCCAACGCCUACUGAGGAGCAUAACGUGGUUUCUAGGAACCUCCGACCACCCUAGAGGAUCGCCAAGAUCCAACAUGGCGCGCUACAUCUCAUCGCCGUCAGAGGAUGAGGAUGUCCUACAAUCCCUGCUGCCCGGCCAGCUGUCGAGCGAUUUCCUGACGCACCAGAUGAGCGCCAUAGUGCGCCGGACCAUCAGUCAGGAUGGGGCAGAAGCGGCGCACCCGGCCGCCGACCCGCCGCCGGCCGGCGUCAGUCAGGAGCGCCGCCUGCUCUCCGCCUGCCUCGCCGGCGAUACGCAGCAGGCCGCCAGCGCGCUCGACGCCGGCGCCGACCCCAACGCAAACAUGCGCCACGUCACAGCCGGCCAGCGAGUCCGCCUCGGCAGCGAGACCAACACUCGGCCGCGCUUACGUGUGCCUGUGCGUCAACAGACGUUACCCUCCAUGCUGCGACCUACUAUUUUGCUCCACUUGGUGGCCGCCCUGGGUGACACCGCUAUGAUGGAGCUGUUGUUACGCCGCGGAGCGCGGCCCGAAAUCAAGGACGCCGUUGAUACGACCGCAUUGCACGUGGUCGCAGCCGCACGGCAUCCGAUAGACGUCACUAUUGAGCUGGUGCGGCUGCUACACGACUGGGGAGCCCCGCUCGAGACAGCCAACGCCAGGGGACAGACGCCGGUGCUGCAGGCCGCGGAAGUCGGCAACACGGCCGCCCUGCUGGUGCUGGCAGAGCUGGGGGCCGUCUGCGACGCUGUCGACCAUCACGGCAACACUCUGCUUCAUCUGGCCGCAAGCUCUGGAAACCCGCAGACGGUCAGCGCAGCACUCGACCGCCUGCCAGCCGACGCCGUUGGACGACUCAACCAGAAAGGUCUGACGCCGCUGCAGGUGGCCAAGAACCGCGAGACGGUCCGGCCGCUAUUGGGUGCUGGCGCCCAGGCCGACGAGCCCACCGCUCUGAUGCUGCUGAAAAAUAUGCCGUCCGCCAUGCCCGACGUGCUUGACCGCUACAUGACCACCAACGGCCAGCCGCUUGACAGCUCACAAUUGGAGGUUUACCUCGACUACAUGCCCUUCUGGGACGUGGAAAGGAAGAAGCCGGCGCCGGAGACGGCUCUUCUGCGCGCCAUCGUGGAUGCCAACCAGAACGAACUGCUCAAGCAUCCGGUUGUGGAGACGUUCAUGCACGUCAAGUGGCUGCAAAUUCGGCGUUAUUUUUACUUCAACUUUGUGUUCUACGUGUGCUUCGCAUUGUUGGUGACUGCUUACGGGAUGUUGAGAGUUAUGGACCCAGAAAAGCCGACCACCACGGUGGUGGCUGGCUUCACAGCCCUCUUCACCUUCCUUUGCUUGCUGCGGGAAACUUUCCAGAUGGCGUACAGCUGGCGACUCUACGUAAGCAGCAUAGAAAACUGGCUGGAGUUGUUGGCCAUAGGACUUACCACAGCACUGCUAGUCAGCCAUAACUCGUACCGUCCUUGGGUAAACCACGUAGUUGCAUGGCUCAUGCUGGCCACAUGGCUGGAAAUGACCCUCAUGGUGGGUCGGUUUCCCAGUGUCGGAAUCUACAUCUACAUGUUCGUUCGUGUUGCACGCAAGCUCAUUGGUUUCUUGAUGGUGUACUCGCCGCUGCUGGUCGCCUUCGCUCUCAGCUUCCAUGUGCUGUUUGGGCUGACGCCGGCGUUCAAGACUAUCCCCCUGUCUCUUAUCAAGACCUUUGUCAUGAUGAUGGGCGAGUAUGACUACGAUGGGAUGUUUUCCGGGAAUGAAGGCCCAUCGUACCCGGGUACUGCGCACCUCCUACUCAUCCUGUUCGUGGUCAGCAUGUCCAUCAUCACCGUCAAUCUGCUGAUCGGCCUGACCGUCAACGAUAUCCAGGGCCUCUUCAAGACGGCUGGCGUGGAACGACUUCGGAUGACCGUGAUCCAAAUCCUGUACAUCGAGUCGGUCAUCUAUUCCAACAUCACACAUGUGCUUUUCCGCACUCGUGUGUGUCGGCGAAUGCAGGAGAAGCUGGCCCUUCUUCCGAAGCUGCUCCUACAGAAUGUGGAUCACCACUUGUCUGGCGAACCCGGCUCGCCCAAGGCAACCAAGCUUCCCGAGAGAGCCGACUCCACAGACACUGAGAAAGCGUGCUCUAGCCUCUCGGGCGAAUGUCCCCUCGUUCGCGCCGCCUUUCGACCAAACGAGAAGGGUCGCUCGAGAUUGUAUCGCUUCACGACGUCGGACGAGCUGCGACCCACGGCGUUCACCGUGCACAGCUGGAUGCCGCGCAACAUGCUGCUGCUGCUGCGCGAGCGUGCCGCCGCCGCGGAUCGCGAGACGCGCGAGCAGGUGUUGCAGGCCGAGAUUUUGGCCGCCGUUCGCGCCAAGACGGAGAAUCCGUUCGAAGAUGCGCCCGAAGCAAGUCGCAGUGCACCGAGCGACCCGAGUCCCGAUGGCGAUGGCGCUCGCGGUGCUGGCGACGGUGACGCGGACUCGGAGGAUGCAGGGGCGGACGGGCGCAGUCGCCGCGGACGACGCCGACGGCGCAAGAAGGCCGUCACAAGCCGCGAGGCAAUCGACGAGCUGGGUCAAAAGCUGAACACUGUGCUAGCGGCCAUAUCUGAAGUGUCGCUCAAGGUGGGACUUUUGGAGCGACGCGUUAACAUGCAAGAUCAGGCUAGGCUCGAUACUUUCUAUUCUGCUUGAGUCGUGUCACGACGCGAGUACAUAUUUCGCUCCUAGCUGAUCGUUUUGUCACUGUGGCUGAACCACGGUCAAGUUGUUAACUGUUGGGUACUAAUUAAUUUGUUGGUAGGGUGCGCUUUUCGUGCAUGUGCAAUGUGCGUUAUAUAGUAGGCAAUAAUCGGCCAGUGUUGUUUGCUCACAGUUGCUGUCACAAUUAGCCACACAAACUGCAGAGGUCGCUCAAACAGUUCUUACUUAGCAUAUUUCUGUGCUAGCCACCGGUGGACGUAUAGGCAACUGUGUACUCCUAUUCAUCUCAUGCAGCAGCAAUAAUGGGUUGAAUUUAAAAAUGUGUAAAUGGCGUGAACCAGAUCACAUAUAUGCACAAUGGUUAGGUUAGUUUCGUCGUAUCAUAGAAGUAGGUAACCGAAGGCUUGUUGUCAAUAGUUAAAACACUAUUCUUUAGAAUUGUGUUUUUCUAUUGAAAAACAAAUCUGAGUUCCCUGACAAUUUGGCAAAAGCUUAUAUAGGUACGUACCUAUGGAACCUUGUCUUAGAGCGUUUUGAACAGGCUGAAAUAGGUUCUGAGUGGGAUGGGCAUGGUGCAUGGGGCUGUGAACUCGAAACCGAAAAAAAAUCCAGCAGUGUUAAAAUUUGGCAUUGACAGGGUGUCGAGUGACGACUGUCAGUGCAGAAAAUUAAUCCCUGAUAAUAAACAUACAGCGAAAGCAUCUAAAAAUUCGCUUCACACAAAUGACAUAACCAAUCCAUCCUUGACCUCAACCAUGCUUUUCAGCUUGGUUCGUAGGGAAAUGAAGUGUUGCAGCUUUACCAUUGCGCUGUAAAACGGAAAACAAACGAGCAUUUUACACUCGUGUACUGGAUGAAUUCACUCUUAUCCUGAUUUUGUAUGAUAAGUAAUAACCGCACCACAUUUCUAUUUUCUUCUCACAUUGGAAUGCUAUUUAUUUGUAUUAAAGGUGAUGCUCAUGCCUGCGAUUGAUAAUAAAAACAGGUGAAAAUGUCUUGUGUAA